AUGCACAAAGUUGGUCCUGUACUCUCUGUUACUCAUGGAAUUGGAAUCCCGUCCAUAUUAAUCAUGUUGCAUGAGCAAGUAAAGCUCCUCCGUCAUGCGCGUUGCACAAAUGUGACAAUCACACGCGUUGGGGCAUCAAGUGGAAUAGGGCUCGAGCCUGGCACAGUCGCCGUGACCGAGGAGUCUGCGGACGGCACGUUCGUGCCCAAAUUCGAGCAGCUGAUGGUGGUCCGCGACACCGACCUGGACCACGACCUGGCCGAGGAGCUGCUUCGGUGGGGCGGGGAGCUCGGCCAGUUCAACACGGUGAUCGGCGACACCAUGUGCACGCUGGAUUUCUACGAAGGUCAAGGCCGUUUGGACGGGGCUUUCUGCUUUUACAGGGAGAAGGACAGCCACAAAUACCUGUCAGGGUGAGAACUGAAAUCGGCAGAAUUUCUCCAGUGACGUCUUUUAAAAUGCACGUUUUCGUUGUCGUUGGACGAGCCGCCCAGCUCUCACGACGUCCUCCACGGCUACCAGCGGCUGCCUCCGAUCCUCGUGGGCUACGACAUCAAGAAGCAGCUCAAAGCGCUGAUACGACCGCACGUUUAUCAUCACUCAACUUUUUUUGCGUUCUCAACUGUGACUUCCUGACGUCUCGAAUUGAAAUGUCAAUGCAGAUUUUCCAUUGAUUCAAUGAUUUUUGC
This is a messenger RNA of Phycodurus eques (leafy seadragon), 689 nucleotides long. It is a transcript of the gene upp1, whose product is annotated as uridine phosphorylase 1. Gene Ontology annotation, cellular component: cytosol. Lineage: Eukaryota; Metazoa; Chordata; Actinopteri; Syngnathiformes; Syngnathidae. The record is from RefSeq and is a predicted model, not a curated record. Gene Ontology annotation, biological process: uridine catabolic process. Gene Ontology annotation, molecular function: uridine phosphorylase activity.